Cylindrotheca closterium is the source of this 2913-nucleotide messenger RNA. The record is from the annotation of a GenBank genome assembly. NCBI's taxonomy places the organism in Eukaryota, Bacillariophyta, Bacillariophyceae, Bacillariales, Bacillariaceae.
AUGGCAAAGCGUAUAUCCCCCAGCGCUGUCAUUGACCUCACCUUGGAAUCUGACGACGAACAAGAGGCUAGACUUGGAGAUGUUACUUGGCGGUUUCAUGGGAACAGCACCUCAGGACGAGCUACCAAACGUGCCAGAACUCUCAACAGUUCCGAUGUGUUGAAGCCUGGAGAGGAUGUUGAGGUCGUUGAAGCAUGUGUUGCCUGUCCCACAACAGCGAUAGGGAAUCCCAAUGCAGGCGAAACAGAAAUAGAUUCAGAAUUCCAAGUUGUUGGUACCAGAAAUGAACUCAAGCUUCCUCAUCUACGACAUGACUGCACAAUGCAUCAAUUUUUGACGAAGGCUGCGAAUAGUGAUCAACUCAGGGCGCAGAAUGAGAAGCAUUGUGAACUUUGCUACUGCUAUGUAUGUGAUGCUCCUGUAAAGGACUGCAAGUCGUGGUCGAACGUGGACGGUGUUUGGCAAAACAGUCACUGCAAUGCCACUGAUAAGCAAAAUUGGUGGGUGAAGGAACGGGGGGCUGUUAAGAGUGGCAGUGGCGCUGCUUCGGAUGGAGUUGGCGUCGGGAAUCUAGCUUCAGGAUUGAUGGGGUCUACAACGAUAAAUAGGACUCCAAAUACGUCUAAUGCUAGAGGGAGUUCCAAUCAUUCGAACCUAACAGGAUCUGAUAACACUAUUGGUGGUAUCUAUGCUCCAGGAAAUCUACCAACAGGCAUUAAUCAAAAGGCACACCCCCCUUGCAGGCAUUGCGCUUGGCACAGUAAUAAUCAAAAGGCACACCCCCCUUGCAGGCAUUGCGCUUGGCACAGUAAUAUCAAAGACCUGCAGAAGAACCACGGGCGGUGUAUAAAAUGCGGGCGUUUUACCCUUUUAAGCAACCAGCAGAAAGGGUAUCUACCGAAGGAAUCAGAUUACUGCUUUGGAGGACGGAAAAUUGGGUUCCGAAUUGUUUCCAAAGAUGUAAGACGCGACAAGAAGUACCGCGAAAGCUGGAGGAAAGCCGACGCCACUGAUCCCCGCUGGAAGUAUGACGAGGCUGCCAUGAAGACUUCUGUAUUCGAUUUCAGGAUAGGGAAAUGGCCGCGACUCGCAGCUAUAGUACAUUAUACUUCAGAAUGGGAGGAGGAGAAAGCAAAGCAAAAACGAAGAGAUGUCAUAAUCUUGGACAACAAAGAUGAUAUUUCUCUAUUGAGACUUCUCAACAAAGUGGGCAUCGGGAGCAACCGAGCAGAGAAGCCAAAAAUAGUCCGAGGAGGCAUCAUUGCGGAGGAAAUGGGGUUAGGAAAGCAUCCUGCUCCAGCGUUGCCGAUCAAAGGCAGCCACAUAUCGUGCCUAUCCAGCACACCAAUUCCUCCACCAGCGGACAACGCCCUGAAUGGAUUGCAUUGGAACAGAGAUCUAUACACCGAGACGUCGACAGACAACAAGCUCCGAGGCUCAGUGUUGAGUCAAGGAACGUUGGUGAUAUGCCCAGUAUCUUUGGUUGGACAAUGGAUUGAAGAAGCGAAAAGUAAGCUAUCGAAUCCCGGUUUGCUCUACCCAUAUCAUGGUGGCAAUAGAAUUCGAGAUGCUGAGACGCUUGCCAAGAAUGCUAUCGUGGUGACAACCUAUCAGGUGUUGGCUUCAGAUGACACAUAUCAUCGCAAAAAGUCAUCAAAUCCUGAUGAGUAUUGUCCACCGUUGGAGCAAAUACGCUGGUGGCGAAUCAUUUGCGACGAGGGUCAUUCACUUCGAAACGCUGGCAACCAAAGGAACAAAUCACUGUCUCAGCUUGUUGCUGAUAACAAAUGGAUGGUGACGGGCACACCUGUUAGUACAUCAAUGUCGGACCUGAAGAACCAACUGAAACUGAUUGGCGUCGAGCAUGUUGAUAAGAUAUUCCAAUCCGACAAGCGUUCCAUGCGACGAAAUGAUAAAAUGUCGAUUGAGAUUGCAUUGUCGGAUGAAGAAAGAGAGGAAUAUGAUGCCUUCGAAUCAGCGGCUAAACAGUUCUAUGUCCAAUUCAAAGCUGGACAUUCUCGCGAACUGUCGAAGCAUUACUUGUUGCUCUCGCAAAAGCUGACUCCUCUGCGCGUUGCGUGUGCUGGCGGGCACCUACCAACAAAUCCAGAAGCGGGAGUUGUUGCAGAAGAUGACGGUGGUGGCGAGGCAAAAGUGCGGAAGCAGAAAGAAGUCAAGUACUCGGAUUUCUGCUUCACUUCCAAAUUGACGACUUUGAUAGAGCAGCUCAAGCAGGCGAGGGAUACUGAUCCAACGUCGAAGUCAUUGGUGUUUUCGCAGUUCAAUUCAACUUUGGAGUGGCUAAAACAAGAGUUGCCAGCUCAUGGUUUUCAGUUUCGAACGCUAGCAGGGAGCAUGACGAUGAAACAAAGAGCGAAGGCCCUUCAUGACUUCCAAGCAGACCCACCGACGACCAUCUUCCUGCUGAGUAUGAGAGCUGGCAACUGCGGGAUCAAUCUAACUCAAGCCAAUAGAGUCUUCUUGAUGGAACCAGGUUUCAAUCCUGCAUUGGAGAAGCAAGCCAUCGGUCGAGUUCACCGACUUGGCCAAAAACGGAACGUGGAAAUCAUUCGCUUGAUUGUGAAAGAUAGUAUCGAAACACGUAUCUGCGAAUUCUUGGAAACGAAGUAUCGAAUCUCUACAAACGCUGCUUCGAAGGCAGGAUCGGAGAAGGGACCUGAAGAAGAAAUUUCUGCUGAAGUUGAACAUGGUGUGUUGGUCGGAAAUCUUGCGAGUGAACGGCCAAGGAAUAAGAUUGUCACUUCCGAGUUUGAUAUGUUGUUCGGGGUCAAAUCAGAAAGCGAGGCACCGGAUGCUCUCAUGCCAGAUAGUACAAUUCCAGAUACUGCUGCAAUGCCUGAUGGUGCGAUUUCGUUGAACUUUAAUGCUACCAGUAUUUCUGGGGACUUGUAG